UCCCCCGCGCCGAAGCGUCUCCCGCCGGCCAGCCAGCCCGCGCACGUCCACGCCGCCGCUCCCCCCCGCAUUCGUCGUCCCUGUCCCGUUCCCGUCAGUCAGGUCAGCGGCGUCAAAGACAGGGGGAAAAAGAACAAACGCGAGGAAGAGGAGGAGGAGGAGCCGACGCGUCCGAGGUGAGGCCCAGCAAUGGCAUCUUCUUCGGACCCAUGGAUGAAAGAGUACAAUGAGGCAUCCAGGCUUGCUGAUGAUAUCAAUUCCAUGAUUGCCGAUAGAGGGUCUCUUCCACAAUCAGGCCCUGAAAUCAUGCGGCACACAUCAGCCAUUCGGAGAAAAAUAACUAUUCUUGGGACUAGACUGGAUAGCUUGGAAGCAUUGUUGUCCAAGAUACCUCCAAAGACACUCACUGACAAGGAGUUGCACAAGCGUCAGGACACACUUUCCAAUUUGAAAUCUAAAGCAAAACAGAUGGCUACAAGUUUCAACAUGUCAAACUUUGCCAACAGGGAGGAUUUACUUGGUCAGAGUAAGAAGGCAGCUGACGAUAUGAGUAGAGUUGCUGGUUUGGAUAACCAAGGAAUUGUUGGUCUUCAGAGGCAAACUAUGAAAGAACAAGAUGAGGGUCUUGAAAAGCUGGAAGAGACAGUCCUGAGCACAAAACAUAUUGCAUUGGCAGUCAAUGAAGAACUUACCCUGCAUACUAGAUUGAUCGAUGACUUGGAAGAUCAUGUUGAUGUUACAAACUCACGUCUUCAGCGUGUGCAAAAGAGGCUUGCAAUUUUGAACAAGCGCACUAAAGGUGGCUGCUCAUGCAUGUGCCUGCUGCUCUCUGUCGUGGCAAUAGUGAUUCUCGCGGUUAUCGUGUGGCUUCUUAUCAGGUAUCUGUAAAAGGGAACUUUGAUGUUUGCUCAACACAUCGCUUCUGUGCUACUUAUCAAAAUGUGCAGAGUUCUAAAUAUAUACCAUGGUUUUCGUCUCGACUUUCUUCUCCUGGUUGGAAUGGUUUCGUCAAUGUAUGUAAAUCAUAUGAGGCCCUGGCAUGUAUGCCCAACAAUGUCAGACUACCACUCACGUGGAAUUUGUUGGCUUGGAAUGAGAAGUAUAUAUGUUUUAUGUGUGAAGA
Oryza brachyantha (malo sina) is the source of this 1123-nucleotide messenger RNA. RefSeq names its product syntaxin-52-like. The record is from RefSeq and is a predicted model, not a curated record. The transcript has 8 exons. Gene Ontology annotation, cellular component: endomembrane system; SNARE complex. Gene Ontology annotation, biological process: vesicle fusion; intracellular protein transport. Gene Ontology annotation, molecular function: SNAP receptor activity; SNARE binding. Bases 190 to 888 code for a protein of 232 amino acids. Lineage: Eukaryota; Viridiplantae; Streptophyta; Magnoliopsida; Poales; Poaceae.